Messenger RNA from Oncorhynchus nerka (sockeye salmon), 961 nucleotides. It is a transcript of the gene npffl, whose product is annotated as neuropeptide FF-amide peptide precursor like. NCBI's taxonomy places the organism in Eukaryota, Metazoa, Chordata, Actinopteri, Salmoniformes, Salmonidae. The coding region runs from base 192 to 560 and encodes 122 amino acids. The transcript has 4 exons. Gene Ontology annotation, molecular function: neuropeptide hormone activity. The record is from RefSeq and is a predicted model, not a curated record.
GGGCUCCAGAAGAUUGAGUCAGAGCAAGACCGAGAGCAGCAAGACCAAGAGCAUCUCGCCUAAAGACUUGCGCCAGCAUCUGAAGAUAAGAGCAGUAAAGAACAGUGAAACCAACAGGUGUGAGCUCCAUCCUCCGUCCGUCUUCCAUCCAUCCAUCCGACGUCCUCACCACCCACCCAGAGAAGAGAAGCAUGAACGUGGACACAGCGCUGUGGUGGGUCCUGGUAGGUCUGAUCCUAGCCAUGGCUGGGGUGGGUCAGUGUCUGCAGGAGGAGAGGGGUGUGGAGAACAACAAUCUGCCAGGGGAAUCAGCAGAGGCGCUGGAGGGCGAGCACGUGGAAGGGUUUAACGAGUUGGACGAUCGUCUCCUAGCCGCUGUGAUUCACUCUCUGCUCCAGAGAGACACCAGGAACCCCUCCGUUCUCCACCAGCCUCAGAGGUUUGGUCGUGACAGCAGAGGAGACUUGAUGAUAGGGGACAGGAUACAGUCCAGAGACUGGGAGCAGGCUCCAGGACAUAUCUGGGGCAUGGCUGUGCCGCAGAGAUUUGGCAAGAAAUAGGCUUUGGUUGAGACUCAACAUCUCACUCGCAUCUCUGCUGGUAAUAAAGAAUUUGGUUCAACACCCAGCAAAUAUAGGUUGAAAGUAAAAUAUGGACUCAUACAUUAUCCAGUAGAUAAAUGUUCUCUCUCCCUAACCUGCUGAGUUCCAUUCCAUUAAGCUGUACAGAACUAGGAGAUCUUGCUUGGAACCUAGUAAAAACCCACCACUUCUCUCAGAUUUUAGCAGUGCUGAUUGGUGCAUAUUGGAAAUCUGGGAGAAAGUUGAAAACAGAGUAGGUGCGCUUGAUUCAUCACGCCACAUAUUCGGGCGACCUGAAUCAAGUGCACCUAAAGUUAGAGCUGCUGUUAAUUGGCUGCGUACUUUUGAUCGUUGCUCUGCCAUUCUCUGUUUAACCAAUA